UUUCACUCCGACAAUGGAUACUGAAUCAAUCAGACUCGAUGUUAAUGUAGAAGCUACGUCUCAAGAUCCGUCGUUAGGGUUAUUAAGCACGGUGAGAAUCACUGUAAAGAGAGGGUACUUCGAGGAGUUUAUUAUAGAGAAGAACGAUGAUCAUCAUAGCAUCAAGAGUGUCGGAUCUUACCGUAAUUCUCCACCAGGUCCAGACUCAAAAUUUAUUCUGAAACUCCGAACCUUCGAGCCAAAGGACGUCUAUCGAACCCUCCAUAGCCAACUCCACGAUGGUCUCUUGUCCGAAUACAUAGCUGAUGAGAUUGUUGUCCAAGCCCUACGACAAAGAAUCAAAAGUUCUAACUUGCCACAACAACCUUUAUUCAUGACAGGUACUGUUAAACUGACACAGAAGGUGUACAACGUUGUGCCUUGUUACUCUGCUCCGUCUGCAACAAAUUUGGAGAGUACUUGUGCCAUCAGUUUGGAAGAUCUGGAUCUGUCUAGAACCGAGGAUUACUGCCAGAUGCCUCACUGCUCGCAUUGUUAUCAUAACGAUUGUUUCAAUAAGUGGAGAGAUCGACAUAAUCAGCAAGAUUGCUCAUGCCCUCUCUGUCGCAAACUAGUUGAUUAACGACCAGCGUGAAACGGAGUCUAAUUAGGGUUUCA
Camelina sativa (false flax) is the source of this 657-nucleotide messenger RNA. RefSeq lists its product as uncharacterized. NCBI's taxonomy places the organism in Eukaryota, Viridiplantae, Streptophyta, Magnoliopsida, Brassicales, Brassicaceae. The record is from RefSeq and is a predicted model, not a curated record.